Molecule: messenger RNA, 1224 nt
Organism: Engraulis encrasicolus (European anchovy)
Lineage: Eukaryota; Metazoa; Chordata; Actinopteri; Clupeiformes; Engraulidae
Product: procathepsin L-like
Exons: 7
Coding region: 1-1029 (342 amino acids)
Biological process (GO): positive regulation of peptidase activity; positive regulation of apoptotic signaling pathway; immune response
Cellular component (GO): lysosome
Molecular function (GO): cysteine-type endopeptidase activity; cysteine-type endopeptidase activator activity involved in apoptotic process
Source: RefSeq, a predicted model, not a curated record
AUGAAGUGGUUGAUCAUAGCAGCUGCCUGUCUGGCAGUGGGCAGCUGUGCCAGCAUCUCUCUGGAGGACCUGGAGUUCCAAGCAUGGAAACUCAAGUUUGCAAAGUCCUACAACUCGUUUGAGGAGGAGGCUGAGAGGAAGCUGGUGUGGCUGUCUUCCCGCCGUAAAGUCCUGUCCCACAACAUCCAGGCUGAGCAGGGCCUGCAGUCCUACCUCAUGGGCAUGAACCAGUUCUCAGACAUGAACAACGAAGAAUACCAACAGGCCAUCCUAUUGUCAAGCUUUAACCGCUCCAAUGCAGCCAUUACAGCCAAUGCCGCCAAUGGUGCACCCAGGAAGGCUGCGUUCUACUCCCAGCAGCAAGGGGCCGCUGUCUUGCCCGCCACUGUGGACUGGAGGCAGAAGGGGUGUGUGCAGAGAGUCAAAGACCAGCACCAGUGUGGAUCCUGCUGGGCCUUUGCUGCUAUUGCCGUGUUGGAGUCCCACACCUGCAUCGAGCACGGCUACCUGCCCUCGCUGAGUGAGCAGCAGCUUCUUGACUGUUCCCGUGGCUAUGGUAACCAUGGGUGCCAUGGAGGCUGGGAGGCCGCAGCUUUCGACUACGUCAGGGAUAACGGCGGGAUAGACACUGAUGAGGCCUACCCAUAUGAGGCAAAGGAUGCCUACUGUCGCUUCAAGCCGUCGGGCGUUGGCGCCCUCUGCCAUGGCCAUGUGGAACUGCCGUACGGGAAUGAGGAGGCUCUGAAGGAGACGGUGGCCUUCGUGGGGCCUGUGGCUGUGGCCAUCAACGCGGGACGCCCCUCUUUCCAACACUACGUGUCCGGCAUCUACAAUGACCCCCACUGCAGCAAGACCAUCACUAACCACGUGGUGCUGAUAGUGGGCUAUGGGACCGAGGACGGCAAAGACUAUUGGCUGGUGAAGAACAGUUGGGGAGCGCACUGGGGAGAUCACGGCUACCUGAAGAUGUCCAGGAACCAGAACAACCAGUGUGGAGUUGCCUCCUACGCUACGUACCCACAGGUGUAAACAUCACGAAGACUCUUAUUUUGACUCUUAUUUUCCUGCGCUACGUAUACCCACAGGUGUGAUGCUAUGAAGACUCUGAUAUUGACUCUUAUUUUCCUACGCUACGUAUACCCACAGGUGUGAACAUCACGAAGACAAUCAUUUUGACUCUUAUUUUCCUACGCUACAUAUACCCACAGGUGUGAUGCUAUUAAG